Penicillium bovifimosum is the source of this 3105-nucleotide messenger RNA. It is a transcript of the gene ubaA, whose product is annotated as E1 ubiquitin-activating protein ubaA. Gene Ontology annotation, molecular function: ubiquitin activating enzyme activity. Bases 1 to 3105 code for a protein of 1034 amino acids. Gene Ontology annotation, biological process: DNA damage response; ubiquitin-dependent protein catabolic process; protein ubiquitination. The record is from RefSeq and is a predicted model, not a curated record. NCBI's taxonomy places the organism in Eukaryota, Fungi, Ascomycota, Eurotiomycetes, Eurotiales, Aspergillaceae. Gene Ontology annotation, cellular component: nucleus; cytoplasm. The transcript has 5 exons.
AUGGCGGACAUCAAGAUGCAGGUCGAGAACCCCCAAGAGACUGUCGAAGCUAUCAAGCAUGGGGAAAUCGACGAAUCAUUGUACAGUCGGCAGCUAUAUGUUCUUGGCCAUGAGGCCAUGAAGCGCAUGGGCUCUUCAAAUGUGCUGGUCGUAGGUCUCAAGGGCCUGGGCGUGGAAAUUGCCAAGAACAUCGCCCUUGCUGGUGUCAAAUCCCUUACGCUAUAUGACCCCGCGCCAGUCGCCAUCUCGGAUCUUUCAUCCCAAUUUUUCCUAAAGCCAGAGGAUGUCGGCAAACCCCGUGCUGAAGUUACCGCUCCAAGAGUCGCCGAAUUGAACUCCUACGUUCCUGUUACUGUCCAUGAGGGUGGAGAUCUUGUGGGCGACCUCGAACAAUUUAAGCGCUACCAGGCAGUUGUCCUCACGCAGACACCUUUGAAGGAACAACUGGCAAUUGCCGACUUCUGCCACAAGAACGGAAUCUACCUCACUAUUACCGAUACAUUUGGCCUCUUUGGUUACAUCUUCAACGACUUUGGAAAGAACUUCACUGUUGGCGAUCCUACCGGUGAGGAGCCUGCUGCUGGCAUAGUGGCGGGCAUCGACGAGGAAGGAUUGGUUUCGGCGCUCGACGAAACCCGACAUGGACUGGAGGAUGGUGACUUCGUCACUUUCACUGAAAUUAGGGGUAUGGAUGGCCUCAACAACAGUGAUCCUCGCAAGGUGACUGUGAAGGGUCCGUAUACCUUCACCAUUGGCGAUGUCUCCGGUCUAGGAUCCUACGAAGGCGGCGGUUUGUUCACCCAAGUCAAGAUGCCCAAGUUCAUUGACUUCCAACCCCUGGAGGAGCAGCUCAAGAAGCCUGAAAUCCUCCAGUCUGACUUCGCCAAGCUCGACCGACCGCCGCAACUUCACAUCGGUAUCCAGGCUCUCCACAAAUUUGCAGAGACCCAUGAUGGUCAAUUGCCUCGUCCCCAUAAUGAUAGCGACGCCCAAGAGGUUCUGAAGAUUGCUAACGACCUUGCUGCGGCUGGUGAGGAUCAGGUUGAGCUAGAUGAGAAAAUCAUCAAGGAACUCAGCUACCAGGCACGCGGUGAUCUGAAUCCGCUAGCUGCUUUCUUUGGUGGUAUCGCUGCCCAAGAGGUUCUGAAGGCCGUUUCAGGAAAGUUCAGCCCCAUCCACCAGUGGAUGUACUUUGACUCGUUGGAGUCUCUGCCAUCAUCUACCACUCGAUCUGAAGAGGCCUGCAAGCCUCUCGGUACCCGCUAUGAUGGUCAGAUCGCAGUGUUUGGUAAGGAGUAUCAGGAAAAGCUUGCCAAUGUUACGCAAUUCUUGGUUGGCUCCGGGGCUAUCGGUUGCGAGACCUUGAAGAACUGGGCUAUGAUGGGUCUGGGCACGGGUCCCAAAGGAAAGCUUUAUGUCACUGACAUGGAUCAAAUCGAGAAGAGCAACCUCAAUCGGCAGUUCCUCUUCCGGUCUAAGGAUGUCGGUAGACUCAAGAGUGAAUGCGCAUCCGCGGCUGCCCAGGCCAUGAAUCCGGAGUUGAAUGGUAAGAUUGUCACUCUCCGUGAUCGCGUUGGUGCCGAUACAGAACACAUCUUCAAUGAGGAAUUCUGGAACGGCCUUGACGGUGUGACAAAUGCUUUGGACAAUGUUGAUGCACGGACAUACGUCGAUCGCCGAUGUGUCUUCUUCCGCAAGCCGUUGCUGGAGAGUGGCACUCUUGGCACCAAGUGCAACACACAGGUCGUCCUUCCCUUCAUCACGGAGUCUUACUCCAGCUCCCAGGAUCCUCCAGAGAAGUCCUUCCCUAUGUGUACCCUGAAAAGUUUCCCGAACCGUAUUGAGCACACCAUCGCCUGGGCACGGGAUGUUUUCCAAACCUACUUCGUUGGCCCACCUGAGUCCGUUAACAUGUAUCUAUCCCAAGCCGACUACAUUCAACAGACACUCAAGCAGGCAGGCAAUGAGAAGCAGACUCUGGAGCACCUGCGUGACUUUUUGGUCACCGAAAAGCCCUUGACUUUCGAUGACUGUAUUGUGUGGGCUCGCCAGCAGUUUGAAGCGCAGUAUAACAACGCGAUUCAGCAGCUUCUCUACAAUUUCCCCCGCGACUCUAAGACGUCCUCUGGUCAACCGUUCUGGUCCGGACCGAAGCGUGCUCCUACGCCCUUGAAGUUCGACAGCCUCAACCCCACUCAUCUUGGAUUCGUUGAGGCCGGUGCCAAUCUCCACGCGUUUAACUAUGGCAUCAAGAAUCCCGGCGCCGACAAGGACUACUAUCGCAGGGUUGUUGAUGACAUGAUCAUCCCCGAGUUCACCCCCAGCUCGAAUGUAAAGAUUCAGGCCAACGAGAAUGACCCUGAUCCAAAUGCCCAGCCGUCUGGAUCUUCAAAUACCGACGAGGAGGAGAUCCGAAAGUUGGUGGAUCUUCUUCCCUCACCCAAGUCUCUCGCUGGCUUCCGCUUGCAGCCGGUUGAGUUUGAGAAGGACGAUGACACCAACUACCACAUCGACUUCAUCACCGCCGCUAGCAAUCUCCGCGCGGACAAUUACGACAUCCCUCAGGCUGACCGACACAAGACUAAGUUCAUCGCCGGCAAAAUCAUUCCUGCUAUUGCCACAACUACCGCUCUGGCCACAGGUCUUAUUGCCCUCGAGCUGUAUAAGAUUGUUGAUGGCAAUGACGACAUCGAGAAAUACAAGAACGGCUUCGUUAAUCUGGCACUUCCACUUUUCAGCUUCAGUGAGCCUAUCGCUAGCCAAAAGGGGACAUACCAGGGCAAGCAAGGCGAGGUAACUAUUGACAAACUCUGGGAUCGAUUUGAGGUGGAGGACAUUCCUCUCCAAGAGUUCCUUGACUUCUUCGCUGAAAAGGGCUUGGACAUCACCAUGGUCAGCUCUGGGGUCAGCUUGUUGUAUGCAAGCUUCUAUCCUCCCUCCAAGGUCAAGGACCGUCUUCCUCUGCCGAUGAGCAAGCUUGUGGAGCACGUCAGUAAGAAGCCAGUUCCAGAACACCAGAAGAACAUCAUCUUCGAGGUGACUGCCGAGGAUCAGACCGAAGAGGACGUGGAGAUUCCUUAUGUGAUGGUCAAACUUACAAAAUAA